Phycomyces blakesleeanus NRRL 1555(-) is the source of this 492-nucleotide messenger RNA. RefSeq lists its product as hypothetical. The coding region runs from base 1 to 492 and encodes 163 amino acids. Lineage: Eukaryota; Fungi; Mucoromycota; Mucoromycetes; Mucorales; Phycomycetaceae. The record is from RefSeq and is a predicted model, not a curated record. The transcript has 4 exons.
AUGCAAGAAGUUAUACAUGCACAGCUUAGUACUCCAGAUAAUAUUGAGUGUCCAAGCAUCCUUGAAGAGGAUUAUUAUAAACUCAAUUUUUGGUCAUCCAAGACAGUUUAUCAAUUGGACCUACAGAAAUUGAUGAGUGCUUUCUUUGUUUUUACAAUGCCAACAUCGAAAUAUGACAUGAUCUCAACUUACCGACAAUUUCUUCAAAUAUUGAUAAACUUUAUCAACUCAACCGUUUAUACAAUGUGGAUAUUUGUGGCAAUGAAAUUCAGAAUGUCGAUAUCUCUACUACUUAAAUAUUUUCUUGUCAAGUUUGCGGGAACCAGUUCAAUUUUAAAUCAAAUUUUACAAGGUAUCCUAAAAAAUAUGAAAUAUAUAUUGUAUGAGAAGAGAAAGGUGUUAGGUCCCAUUGCUUCUACUAGUUUGUGUAAAGAAGAUAUUUGUGUUAUCUUUACAAGUGAUUUAGGAUCGAUCAUUGUAUUCAAAAAAUAA